Molecule: messenger RNA, 883 nt
Organism: Heteronotia binoei (common prickly gecko)
Lineage: Eukaryota; Metazoa; Chordata; Lepidosauria; Squamata; Gekkonidae
Product: beta-crystallin B1-like
Exons: 6
Coding region: 1-876 (291 amino acids)
Biological process (GO): lens development in camera-type eye; visual perception
Molecular function (GO): structural constituent of eye lens
Source: RefSeq, a predicted model, not a curated record
AUGAGCCAGCACUUCUAUUGUGCCCACUGGGGGCUGCCUGGGACCAGCCCAACAUAUAAAGGGCAGCAGCAGGACUCCCUCAACCCAGCUGGAGCAGACCCCUCCAUGACAAAAGAGACUCAGAAGUCCAGUCCAACCCACACUGCCAUUUCAGGCCUCAGCAGGACACUCUGCCUCGCCUGGAAGCCCAAGAACUGGCCAGCCCAACAGGGUCCCUCGGAGAGGAUGGCUGAAGGCAGCAUCCCCCCCGCAGCCGCCAAUGGCCAGGCUGAAGAGUCCUCCAGGGAGACUUUCCGGGUCCUCGUGUUUGACCAGGAGAGCUUCCAGGGCCAGCAGAAAGAAUUCACCAGGGAGUGCCUGAACCUGGGGGACCACGGCUUCGAGCAAGUGCGCAGCAUCAUUGUGGCCUCUGGACCCUGGGUGGCCUUUGAACAGUCCAACUUGCGUGGCGAGAUGUUCAUCUUGGAGAAGGGCGAGUUCCCACGAUGGGACACCUGGUCCAGCAGCUCCCGCAGCGACCGCUUGCGCUCCCUGCGGCCUGUUAGAAUGCAUGAAGCCCAGGAGCACAAGAUCAUCCUCUUUGAGACGGCCAACUUUAAAGGCAACAAAAUGGAAAUUGAAGACAAGGACGCGCCGAGUCUUUGGGUGCAUGGCUUCUGUGGCCACAUUGGAAGUGUGAAGGUGCCCAGUGGAACGUGGGUGGGCUACCAGUACCCUGGCUACCGAGGCUACCAAUACCUCUUGGAGCGAGGAGACUUUGGGCACUGGAACGAGUGGCUGGCCUUCCAGCCCCAAAUGCAGGCCAUCCGUCGCAUCCGGGACACGUGCUGGGAACACAAAGAUCACGAUCUCCCUCCGGAGACCCCUCUCAGCUGAGCGCACA